Messenger RNA from Electrophorus electricus (electric eel), 3028 nucleotides. It is a transcript of the gene oxr1a, whose product is annotated as oxidation resistance 1a. Gene Ontology annotation, biological process: response to oxidative stress. The record is from RefSeq and is a predicted model, not a curated record. Lineage: Eukaryota; Metazoa; Chordata; Actinopteri; Gymnotiformes; Gymnotidae. Gene Ontology annotation, cellular component: nucleus.
UUACUCUGCAUGUCUCCCGCAUUCUGCAGAAAUGCGACUCCCGUCAGAUUGAUAGACGCCGGACCUGCGCGUUUCUUCGGUGAACCUUUCCGCGAAUAGCUACGCUGGAACAUGCCAGACGCGUUAAUGUAAAAACAUUAUGUAUGGUGGAUCUGAAUGGUGCCCAGAUACCGGACGGAGCGGAUACACUGGGUUUUAUCUAUGCAACUGUACGCGAUGAACCGCGAUAGCGUUUCGUCAACUUUAAAUGCUGCUGCAACUUGGGAUAGGAACCGGUCAGCUCCCUAAAGGGAAAAGCCUCUCCCCUUGACUUCCAGAACUGUCCACUCAGGAGCCCGGAGACAUUGUCAACAUGUUCAGCACCAAAAGGCUACAGAAGAAAUCGCAGUCGGUGGAUAUCAACUCCCAGGGCUUCACUGCCAGUCUGUUCCCAGGCCUGUCCAUCAACCGGUCCUCGCCACCCGUUGCCAGGACAACCACAUUCGAGGUGCAGGAAAACAACACAGCCAACUCCCAGCGGUGCAGUCCCCGAUGCGGUGAACUGAGAAGGGACUACACCAUAGAUACCGGCCAGAAGAAGACCCCCGACAAGAAGGAUGGCCGACGCAUGUCCUUCCAGCGCCCCAAAGGGACCAUCGAGUAUUCCGUGGAGUCGCGGGACACCCUGAACAGCAUUGCACUGAAGUUCGACUCCACGCCCAACGAGCUGGUUCAGCUGAACAAGCUCUUCUCCAGAGCCGUGGUCCCUGGCCAGGUUCUCUAUGUUCCUGACCCCGAGUACGUGUCCAGCGUGGGAAGCUCGCCCUCCCUGAGUCCCAUCAGCCCCUUGUCACCCACCUCUUCAGAGGCGGACCUAGAGAAGGACCCCGAGGGUGGGACUAGGCCCGAUGCCCCUUCGCCCGCCCCCGCCCCAUCCCCGACUCCAUCCCCAGCCCCGGCCCUGCGGCACUCCCACGCGAUCUCCUCCACCUCCGAGGAAGAGGAGGCACUGACGGAAAAGUUCCUUAAAAUCAACUGCAAGUACAUCACGGAUGGAAAGGGGGCAGUAAGCGGGGUGUUGCUGAUAACACCCAACAACAUUAUGUUCGACCCGCACCGGAUGGACCCCCUGGUGCAGGAGCACGGCUGUGAGGAGUACGGCAUCAUGUGCCCACUGGAGGAGGUGGAGUCAGCCGGUGUCUACCGGGAGAUCACUGACAGCAAGAUCCGCGAAUCUGUGCCGGAUCUGGACGCGUUGUUCUCAGGGACCUGGCAACUGGAUGAGCGGCGUCCGCGGGAUGGCCACGACAGCGGCAGCACAGCCCCCCGCGGCAUGGAGCGCUCCGUCUCCGAGGACGUCUUCACCGAGUCGGACCUGUCGCCCAUCCAGGAGGAGCGUCAGUCCGCCGAGGAGGACAAGUCCUCAGGCGCCUCGAGCGAGUCCGUCCAGACAGCGGGCGGCGCUCCGGGGGCAGAGCUGACCACGAGUGGCGGCGAGCAAGCCGGCGACACGGCAGCCUCCAGACAGCCCAGCCAGGAGCAUCCAAUCACAUCCACCAGCAGGGACCAGCAGCAACCCCACUGCCAGGCUCGGGCCGGAGACCCCUGCCCGGCCUCCCUGGGCCCCACCACGGGGCCAGUGGAGUCCGCAGCAGGGCGCGAAGGCGGCCCGGACGUGGCUAAGCCCACCCCACAGGGAACCCGGGACUCGGAAACAGACGUGGAAGAGCUCAGGAAGAUGUGGAUGAGUCACACUAUGCAACAGGCCAAGGAGGAAUGGGACAACGCACACCAGACGCAGAAGGACAGCCCGCCAGCCAAGGAAAGCCAGAGACAGAGCUCCGAGGAAGGUUCGUCUGUGUCCAGGGAGAGGCGGAUGUCCAGGUCUCCCAGGUUCUUGUGCCUGCGAGUGGGCAAGGCCAUGAAGAAAACGUUCGUGUCCAGCGCCAGCGCGUGCAUGCAGCAGUAUGCCCAGCGGGACCGCAAGCAUGAGUACUGGUUCUCCGUGCCGCAGGAGAGGUCGGACCACCUCUACCUGUUCUUCAUCCAGUGGAGCCCGGAGACGUUUUGUGAUGACAUCAGCGGCAUAAGCCGCGAGCCGGCCUUUAUCGUGGUCAAGAAAAUCAACGAAUCAGAAGCCGGCGAGGAGCAGGCCACGCCAGACUCCUCGGGCAAGGAGUGGGAGGUAGUCUCACUGACCGAGCACCACCGCCGGAUUGAUGCGCUAAACAGCGAAGACCUCCGCGCCCUGUGCAAACGCCUCCAGAUCACCAAAAAGGAAGAGGUGAACUCCAAGCAUGGCACGUCCAUCUCUGCCAGCCUGGAACCGGAGACCUUCAAGCCCAGUAUGAGUGAACCCAGCGACCUACUGGCAGCCGAGCAAGUUGAGAAGCUGGCAAAGUACCUCCCGCCGCGCACCAUUGGCUACCCCUGGACUCUGGCCUUCAGCACAGCCAAGCACGGCAUGAGCAUCAAGACCCUGUACCGGAUCAUGCAGGGGCUGGACUCACCGGUCCUCCUGGUCAUCAAGGACAGUGACGGGCAGCUGUUUGGGGCAUUGGCGUCUGAGCCGUUCAAAGUCAGCGAGGGCUUCUAUGGCACAGGAGAGACCUUUCUCUUCAGCUUCUAUCCAGAGUUUGAGGUCUACAAGUGGACAGGCGAUAACAUGUUCUUCAUUAAAGGAGACAUGGACUCCCUGGCAUUUGGUGGCGGAAGUGGCGAGUUUGGUCUGUGGCUGGACGGAGAUCUCUACCAUGGCAGGAGUCACUCGUGCAAGACCUUCGGGAACCCCAUGCUAUCCAUGAAGGAAGAUUUCUUUGUGCAGGACAUUGAAAUCUGGUCAUUUGAGUAGGCUGCUCAUGGAGGAAGGGAGAAAGAGAGAGAGAGAGGGAGAGAGGGAAGGAAGAGCAAUGGCUCCAGUUGGGACAGAUAGCCAACCAGAUGUUCCCAUGCCCAACAGGGUCCCAACCUAAAUGCGCAUCACCUUGGCUCCCAGGAAGCCUGUUAAAGAAGCAUAAUACCUCUAUGCUUGUUGUCGUAUGUUAUUUCU